Molecule: messenger RNA, 243 nt
Organism: Rotaria sp. Silwood1
Lineage: Eukaryota; Metazoa; Rotifera; Eurotatoria; Philodinida; Philodinidae
Source: the annotation of a GenBank genome assembly
AUGCAGACAGGAAUUGAAGGACGUUGUGGUGGUUGUCGUUGUCGUGGUGGUACUAGUGGCCGAAGUGGUCGUAGUUGCGCUGGUGGUUGUGGUCGUGGCCGUGGUAGUGAUCGUGGUAGUGGUUGUGGUGGUGAUCGUGGUAGUGACUGUGGUGGUCGUAGUGGUUGCAGUGGUCAUGGUGGUAGUCGUAGUGGUCUUGGUUGUGGUGGUAGUGGCCGUGGUAGUGGUUGUCGUCGUAACUGA